AGGGCUGAUGCUGCAGAUGCUAUGAAAGGGGGGUUGUGAUUCCGCUAAACAGCAAAUUCGAAUCCCAGUUCUAGCUGCCCAGGAAGUGUUUUAUAUUUUUGCUCGCGGCUUGGCAGUCUCUCAGGGUUGUUGUAUAGUCCUAAUGAACCUUCAGCCAUUGAGCCACUGCCACCAUGAACUUUGACUUGGAGAGUGCAGCAAAAGGUAGCUGCGUACUGGGCAGGACAGUGCUGCAGGCCUGUGAUGCUACGGAUGCGCACGCUAAGCUGAGAAGGGCGCCAGAGCUUGCCCCUUUUUUUCGAGGAUACUUGUACGACCAGCUGGCCGUGCUGGCUCCCAUUAUGAUGGCCAUGACUGCGGCCACUCCCGUGUUGAAAGGUCGCCUGGCGGCCACUGAUGCACGCUGGAACGUCAUCAGCCAAUCCGUGGACGACCGCACGGCGGCGGAGCGGGGUGAUGGUCAUGCAGGCGAUGCCAGGAUGGCAGGUGAGGGGGUGCGCCGGCAGAACAAGAGCCGGUACGACUCCAUCUCUUGCUACAUCCAUCCAACUUCCCAGAGUCACAAUGAUAUCCAUUGCGAGACCGAUGAAGAAGUGCGAGUUCCACGGCAGCAGGCCAUGUUGCGCCAGGAAGGUUUGGACGAAGCGAUCUGCCAGCACAUCUCGCAUUUGUUCACCCGUGACCCCCUGGUGGCUUUCGAAGGAAUGAUCGAGUUGGAUGAUGAAAGCUCCACAGACCAUUUUGAGAGCGUGCAGUCCACCAAUUGGCAAACACUUCGCUGGAAGCCACCUCCCAACAGCCGCCCGGAUGCACCACACAUCGGCUGGCGCACGGAAUUUCGCUCGAUGGAGAUUCAACUGACGGAUUUCGAGAACGCGGCCUUCACGGCCUUCAUGGUCCUGAUCUCGCGAGCCAUCCUGGUCUUCCACCUGGACAUCUUGGCUCCUCUCUCCAAGGUCGAUGAGAACAUGACACAGAAAUUCUGGUUCCGGACGCAAGUGGAACCUGAGACCAGAUAUGAGAUGUGCGAGAUGUCCAUGGAUGAAAUUAUGAACGGAAGUCUUCGAAGCGACUUCCCCGGACUGAUUCCACUGUGUUAUGCAUACCUCAACUACAUCCAUUGUGAUGAGGCGUCCUUUUCACGUCUUGAUCAGUAUUUGAAGCUCAUCAAGCGUCGUGCUUCCGGAGACUUGUUGACACCUGCAAGCUGGAUGCGAGGUUUCCUUCGCAGCCAUCCGGACUACAAGUUCGAUUCCGUGGUCUCUGAGGGCAUGGCAUAUGACCUGGUUGAGGCCUGUAACGAGAUCGCCCAUGGCCAUCGUGCGUGUCCUGAACUGCUGGGGGAGGUCGAGAUUGAGCCCAUUACCAGGCAAGGACAAUAUGAGAUUCCCCUGUUCGGAGAAAAGUUAAGCAGUACAGAGAGAAGAAAACUGCUCGAAAAGCUCUGGCCGCGCUCGGGGUCCUGUCCCUGCGCCCCCAACGACUGCACGUGCGUUGGGGCGGCAAGCGCGGGGUGCUCGGUGCCGCGCUGCGGGCGGCGAUGUUGGGGACCUUAUGGAGCACCACAGCUGGCGGCCUGUAGCUGA
Cladocopium goreaui is the source of this 1586-nucleotide messenger RNA. The record is from the annotation of a GenBank genome assembly. NCBI's taxonomy places the organism in Eukaryota, Dinophyceae, Suessiales, Symbiodiniaceae.